This is a messenger RNA of Pezoporus flaviventris, 3425 nucleotides long. Its product is annotated as integrin alpha-X-like. The transcript has 29 exons. Gene Ontology annotation, molecular function: integrin binding. The record is from RefSeq and is a predicted model, not a curated record. Gene Ontology annotation, cellular component: integrin complex; external side of plasma membrane. Gene Ontology annotation, biological process: cell adhesion mediated by integrin; integrin-mediated signaling pathway; cell-cell adhesion. Lineage: Eukaryota; Metazoa; Chordata; Aves; Psittaciformes; Psittacidae. Bases 13 to 3381 code for a protein of 1122 amino acids.
CAAGGGGGUGCCAUGGACCCAUGGGUGCUGCUCGUCCUCUUGGGUGCUGCGCUGCCCCACAGCCGCUGCUCCAUGGUGGACGUGGACGCGGCGCUCGUCUUCCGCGGCGACCCCAAUGGGGCCUUCGGCCACGCCGUGGCCCAGUUCGGCACCAGCGACGAUGGAUGGCUCCUGGUAGGGGCCCCAUUGGAGCGCGGCGCAAGAGGGAGCAUCCAUCGGUGCCGGUACCGCACCGGGACGUGCCAAGAGGUGCCCAUUAGGGGACCUCCCGGUGCCGUCAACGCAUCCUUGGGGUUGGCCUUGAGCGCUGGGAACAAGGGGGCCCUGGCCUGUGGCCCCACGCUGCCCCACACUUGUGGGGAGAACAUCCACCUCAAUGGCUUCUGCGCCCUCCUGGACACCAACCUCCAGCAGCUCCAGCUCAUCCCAAUGACCCAACCAGAGUGUCCCAAGCGCGCCACGGACGUGGCUCUCCUCAUGGAUGGCUCCGGAAGCAUCAAGGCCAAGGAAUUCCAGACCAUGAAGACCUUCAUUGGGGAGGUCAUGAAGCACUUCAAGGGCACCGACACGCAGUUUGCCCUCUCCCAGUUCUCCAGCAUCGUCCUCCCGCACUUUGACUUCAACACCUUCCGGAGCGCCCCGGACCCCAUAGCACUUGUGGGGAAGGUCCAGCAGCUCAGGGGGUCCACCCAUACGGCCACUGCCAUCUGGACCGCGCUGACCCAGAUGUUCACAGCGGGGAGGGGAGCCCGGGAAGAUGCCACCAAGGUGCUGAUCGUGGUGACGGAUGGGAGGAAGUUCGAUGAUAGGAUGGAAUAUGAGGACGUCAUCCCAUUGGCCGAGAGGAUGGGGGUGACGCGCUACGCCAUUGGGGUGGGCAGCGCCUUCCACCUCCCAGCGGCCGUGGCCGAGCUCCAGUCCAUCGCCUCCCGGCCCCCCGAGGACCACGUCUUCCGCGUCGACAACUUCGAGGCCCUCCGGGGCAUCCAGAGCCAGCUCCAGGACCGGAUCUUCUCCCUCGAGGGCACCGCCACCGCCCACGCCAGCGCCUUCCAGCUCGAGAUGGCCCAGGAGGGCUUCAGCGCCCUCCUCACCCCGGAUGGACCCAUCCUGGGUGCUGUGGGUGCCUACUCCUGGGCCGGAGGCGCCUUUUCCUAUGGGGCCAAUGGGGCAGCCGCGUUCCUCAACGCCUCUGGGGUCCCCAGUGAUUCCUACCUGGGGUACGUGAUGGAGCCCCUGUCUCUUCCAUGGGGCCGGGCGCUGGCGCUCGGGGCCCCCCGGUCCAACCACGUUGGCCGCGUCCUCCUGCUCCAGCCCCAUAGCGGGGAGGUGCUGGGCCAGGCCAUGGGGACACAGGUGGGCUCCUACUUUGGGGCCUCCCUCUGCUCCCUAGACCCCGAUGGGGAUGGGCUGGACAACGUGGUGCUGGUGGGAGCCCCCAUGUUCUAUGGGGCCAACAGCGGCGGCCGCGUGGUCGUCUGCAGCCUCCGGACCAAGGGGGGGCACCUCCAUUGCCAGGGCUCCCUGCGGGGCCAGGCCGGGCACCCUUUGGGGCGCUUUGGGUCCAGCCUGGCCCCACUGGGGGACGUGGAUGGGGAUGGGUGGCCCGAGGUGGCCGUGGGGGCCCCCAUGGAGGAGCUGGGGGGCGGAGCCGUCUACGUCUUCCGGGGGCACAGCAGUGGGGUGAGACAGGAGUACAGCCAGCGCAUCGCCGGCUCCUCCUUCCCCUCGUCCCCACACCACUUCGGGCAGGCGCUGAGCGGGGGGCGGGACCUGAGCGGGGACAACCUACCGGAUGUGGCCAUCGGGGCCCACGGCCAGGUCCUGCUCCUCAGGUCCCGCCCCCUCCUCAAGAUCAAGGUCCUGGUGACCUUCGAGCCCCCCCAGAUCCCGGUGUCCUCCUUGGGCUGCCAAGAGGAGGAGCAGCCCCAUAGGGAGGUGGCCAAGGCCAGGAUCUGCUUCCGGACCUCCAAGAAGACCCCGGAUAGAUUCGGAAGCCAAGUGGCCACCAGGCUGCGGUACCGGGCAGCCCUGGACCCCGGGAGGACCGUGGCCCGCGCCAUCUUUGUUGCCGGCGCCGACGUCCUCAAUGGGAGCAUCCAACUGGGGCUUGGCCAACAGUGCAGGACCUACCCCAUAGCCUUGGUGGGGUGUCCGAGGGACACGGUGACGCCGGUGCUGUUGAGGUUGGGCUAUGAGGCCAUUGGAGAACCCUUGGAGGUGGCCGGGGGGCUCCGGCCUGGCUUGAGUGGGGACACGGAGACGGUGGCCGAGGGCAAGCUCCCCUUCAACCUCAACUGCGGCCCUGACGACGUCUGCGUUGACGACCUCCAUCUCUCCCUCAACAUCUCAGGGCUGGAGAUGCUGGUUUUGGGGGUCAACGAUGGGGUGGACGUGGUCCUGACCCUGAGGAACCAUGGGGAGAGCUCUCCUGGGGCCAUGGUGGAGCUCCAGCACCAUCCUGCCCUGUCCUACCGCAGGGUUCUGGUGCUCCAGGCCUCCAGGAGCUCCAUGUCCCUGCGGUGCCAUUCGGAGCCGGCAUCGGAGCCCCUCCGCAGAACCUUCUGCAUCCUCAACCCCCCCCUCCUGCCCCAUGGAGCCCAGGUCGUGUUCGUCGUCACCUUGGAUGUGCCCCUUGAUGCCAAGCUGGGGCCGGUGCUGGAGGUGGUGGCCAAGGCCAGCAGUGACUCUUCGGCACCGGCGCCCCCCAAGCAACGCGUCCAAGUCCCAGUGAAGAUCGGGGUGUUCCUGAGCAUCAGCAGCUCCUCCACCAGCCCCACUUCAGGCCCAUUGAUUCACCACUACGAGGUGAAGUUAUGGGGCCAAAGGGGCCUCCCCAUCAACGUCACCUUCCUGGUACCCACGGCGCUGGGGAACACCCUGCUAUGGGGCAGGCUGAAGCUGACCCAUAACCAGGACCCGAGCCGGUGCCAAGAGGUCUCCGAGCACCCCCCAACAGACCCAGAUGGAACCCGAAGGCUGCAGCAGCGCCCCCUGGUGAACUGCACCGUGGCCUCGUGUAUGGAGUUCCGGUGCCAAAUGGGCCCCAUGGAGCCCCCCCAAGUGCUGCGGUUUGGGGUCGGGGGGGACCUCGCUAUGGGGUGGAUGAAGGAGCUGGGGCUCCCCAAGGCGCUGCUGCAGAGCUCGGCCCGGCUGGGCUUCGAUGUGGGGCAGUUCCAGAACGUGGGGGGGCAGCAGGAGCUGCAGCUCCAGACCGAGCUGGAGCACUUGGAGCCCCCCAACCUCCUGCCCCACAUCGUGGGGGGGUCCCUGGUGGGGCUCCUGCUCCUGGCGUUGCUCUCCGUGGGGCUCUACAAGAUCGGCUUCUUCCGGCGCCGCUACAAGGAGUUAAUGGAGACCCCCACGGGGGACCCCCAAUAGACCCCAUCUAUGGGGCAGCUAUGGGGCUGGGGGGGGGGGAGUGA